GGGCUUGGUGCCGCACUGAGGGAGGUGCGCGAGGGACCGGCGGAGCUCGGACGGGGCUCGGUUGCUCCCGCUGGAUCCGAGAGCGUUUCCCGGGACGAGGAAACCGGGAAGAGCGAGCGGAUGAGCGAGGACAUCCGGAUCCAUUCGUGGCCUUGCUCCUAUUACCUGGACAGCGGCAAACAAUGGAUUCCCGGGAAGCUCUCCCUGACUCCCGUUUCCAUCCGAUUCACGGCUGACAAAAGCGGGGAGCUCCUGGUGGAUUUCCGACUUUCCGGGAUCAGCGAAAUCAAGAAGGAAUUUUCCCAUUUCGUCUUCAGCUCCUUGACGAUCCUGGAGAAGAGCAGCAAGCACUGGUUCAGUUCCCUGCAUCCCAACAGGAAUGUGGUUUUCAAUAUCCUGGAGCAUUUCUGGAGGGAGCAGCUGCUCUCCGAGGCCGGGGCGGGAGCGGCGUUGGAAUACGGCAAAGGGAAGGAAUUAACGGGAAUGUUGGAGGGAUCCCAGAAACGCCUGCAGGACACGGCCCAGGUGCUGCAUUCCCAAGGGGAACAGUUCAAUUCCAUCAUGAGGGGACUCCACAAAAUCGAGGGGGACAUGGAUGUGGCCGACAGGCUGUUGACGGAGCUGGAAUCUCCUUCCUGGUGGCCCUUCAGCAUCAAACUCUGGAAAAACCCUUUGGAAGCGAAACCGAAGGAAAACCCUGCUCCUCCCGAUCCCAAAAUCCAGGAAGGAAUCCUGCUGAGAAUUCCCGUCAUCAUCACCCACGGGCCAGAUUCCAACGCCAAACCUGGAAAACUCACCGUGCUUUCAUCCGGCUUGGAAAUCAGGGAUUGCAAUUCCCAACUCGUGCAGCGCUUCCAAUCGCGGGAUGUGGAUGAAAUCCGCGUGCACACUCCGUACGAGAUCAGCGUCCGGCAGAGAUUCAUCGGGAAACCCGACAUUUCCUGCCGCCUCCUGGCGGCGCGCAUGCCGGAGGCCAUUCCCAUCCUGGAGAUGCAGUUCAGCAGGAAAAUCCAGUUCUUGGAGGAUGCGCUGGGAUUUGCCGGAGCCGGGAAAUCUCCCCAGGCGGAUUUCUGGCGGGCAGGCGGCGGAUUCCCGGGAGCGGCGGCGAAUCCCGGAAUUCCGGCGGGAAGCUCCGAAGGGCAGGAGCAGCGGCAGCUGACAAAGGUUUCCCAGGAAGAGGUGAAGGAGAUCCGAGAGGUAAAAAUUGGGGUGGAAUUUCCGGAUAGGAAUUGUUGAAUUGAUUUAAUUAAUUUGAGAAUUAAUGAAUUUUUAAUGGAAUCGAUUCCAUGGAUUUAAUUAAUUAGGAAUUGUUCCUUCAAAUAUUCCUGGAAAUCCAUUUCUGUGUGAAUAUUCAAAAUAUUCCUCAAGCCUGGGAUAAAAAUUCCCGGA
Molecule: messenger RNA, 1389 nt
Organism: Pseudopodoces humilis (Tibetan ground-tit)
Lineage: Eukaryota; Metazoa; Chordata; Aves; Passeriformes; Paridae
Source: RefSeq, a predicted model, not a curated record